Messenger RNA from Trichoplusia ni (cabbage looper), 2867 nucleotides. RefSeq names its product 7-methylguanosine phosphate-specific 5'-nucleotidase (gene cN-IIIB). The coding region runs from base 359 to 1246 and encodes 295 amino acids. The record is from RefSeq and is a predicted model, not a curated record. The transcript is spliced from 6 exons. Gene Ontology annotation, cellular component: cytoplasm. Gene Ontology annotation, molecular function: magnesium ion binding; 5'-nucleotidase activity. NCBI's taxonomy places the organism in Eukaryota, Metazoa, Arthropoda, Insecta, Lepidoptera, Noctuidae.
AAUAACAUUUUGAAGAAAGCAGUUACUGUAGCGGCAUCUAGUAAUAUUUAAGGGAAUAUUAUGCCUUAGUUGACUUGCCCUGUGGCAUAGAUGGCACCACUUUCCAUACAUUUUGUUUUCUUGUCCUCAAAGUACUGUACUGUCACCCCCAUGCUGACACUCGCGCAGUAUUCAGCAGAAAUCAGUAAACAGUUUUCACUCUGUGGUUUUCUUUUUACCGAGGUCGUUCGUGGACCUUACGUCUAUAAUAAAAUUUUAAUCAUUAAAUAUUGGUUCAAAAUAUAGCAGGAAAUAUUUGGUAAAUAGACAGUACCAACAGUGACUUUGUGAUCUAUUCUAGUGACAUUAUUGUUGAGCCAUGAAAUUACUGUCAAGUUUGAGUGAAAUACCAGAACUCCAGAGUGACAAUGUUCACAUCCGGGAUAAAGAAGAAUUCUUACAAAAAAUUAACAAAAUGAUCAAAGAUGGACAUAACAAACUACAGAUUGUAACAGAUUUUGACCAUACUCUGACGAGGCACCACCUGGACAAUGGAAAUAUUGUGCUCACCAGCUUUGGUAUGUUCCGUGAGUGUCCAUCAAUACCACAGCACUACAAAGAUGAAGACAACCGGCUGUCAGGCAUCUACAAGCCAAUAGAGUGCGACCCUGUGAUGAGUAUAGAGGAGAAGACACAGCACAUGAUCGACUGGUAUGUGGCCGCACAUGCUAUGCUCAAAGGUGUGAAAUUCCCCAGAAAUGAGUUGAUGGACUCAGCCCAUAGAAUGGUAGAGUGUUUUAGGAAAGGAGUACCAGACAUGAUAGAAUGGAGUAAGGUCCAUGAGGUGCCAGUACUGGUGUUCUCUGCAGGUCUUGGAGAGUCAGUGUUGGCUGCCUUGAAAGCUGCCAACUUCUUACUACCAAAUGUCAAGGUAGUGUCCAACUUCUUGGCGUUGGAUGAAAACGACUACAUAGUUGGCAUCGAAGGCGAGGUGAUCCACACGUACAACAAGAAUGAGACAGCCAUCAAGCACACGGAGUACUACGAGAUGGUGAAGCAGCGCGGCAACGUGCUGCUGAUGGGCGACAACAUCGGCGACGCCGGCAUGGCCGAGGGCAUGGAGCGGCGCGACGUCGUGCUCAAGGUGGGCUUCCUCAACCAGAACGCCGAGGGCAACCUGCGCAACUACCUCAACAAGUUCGACAUCGUUCUCGUCCACGAACCCUCGGUACACGCCGUCAACGCUAUACUCAAAUUAAUACUGUGAUUUUUACACGUUUUAAUGUAAUAGGCGACUUGUUUUAAUAGCGCAAUAGUUCCAGCGGCCGUCCAGCCAGACCCGCUGCUUCAAAUUAGAAUGUGCACUUUGUGAUGUAAGCGUCUACUUCUUGUCUUAUCGUAACUGUCAUUGAGUGCCUUGUUUUAUAAUGAUUUUAAUUCAAAUUUAAGUAUUCGUUACACGAACACAAAAAAAAACAUUUUUAAGUGUUUAUCUUUCUCGGAAAGUAUAUAUUUUCACUACCUACUGUAACUAGGUACAUAUAUUUACAAUGGAACUCUUCAAUUUUACGAGCAUUUUUGUAAAUUUUAAACACAAGUCUCUUUUUCUGAAUGAAUGUUUAUCUCUCGCAGCUGUUGUCAUGUCGACUGUUUGAGGUCAGUAAAUGCGGCGAGUUAUCGGUCGCGGAAGAAUCGCUCGCUUAUCGUACUUUUAUUCGUAUUGAUAUACUUGUUGAUUAUUUGGGCAAUCUAAUAUGAUAUUUGUUAGUUGAUAUGACGUUAAUACUAAAUGUAAUGGUACUUACUUAUUAUACUUAAUCUCUCACACUUUGGGGUCUGGCUGUAAAGAAAAAAUAUUUUUAGAUAGCCAAAAGCGACGUAUAAAACUGAACUAGUGACUCUGGAUUGUGAACCGUGACUUGUAUUUUGAGCAUCUUUGGUUAAGAGGUCGGAGAUCAUAAUAAUAACUUAGAUAUAUAUGUACUUUAAAUUGGACCUACAUGAGUGAAACUCUUUCUAGGCCGACUUUUGUCUCGCCAAUGAUCUGUUCAAAUCUACUUAGUGGGUUGCUAACAGUAUAUUUUUAUAUACACUGCGAACAUACGUCAUAAUGUUAUUAUUAGUAUUAAUAGGUUUCUAUUUGAAGAUAUUUUAUUUUCAAGUUUUGUUUUUGUUUUAAAUAAUUAUGCAAUACUUUUGUACACUCCACUCAGAUCGGGUUGUUAUUUAUUCAUAAUGCUUACUUUUGUGUUAUUUACGUUUUUUAUCGCGCACUUUAUUGAUCGGUGGAUUUGUAUAGAAUACUUUUGUGUGACGUUUCUGACUUGUGACGUCAUACGUGAAGUGUGUACAAUGUGUAUCCUGAUAGAUAAGGCUGUGUAGUGUACUAGUCAAUCUGUAGUUCUGCCAGGAUAUUACACAUGUUUGUAGUUUGUCGCUUUGUCAUACGCAUUUAUGUAAUUUAGAAUGUGAUCGCUAAUGACGUUCAUAUGGCACUGUCGUGUAAUUGUUAUGUAGCAAAAAAGUUGUAACGAGUCAAUGCAAUUUUAAUUAAAGGUUCAAUGGCAGCCAUGUAGCUUUUUCAGUGUUACAAGAAAAAAAAUGUAAAAGACGAAAUGAUUUCAAAUAUUCUGUGCGAUAACUGUUAUAAUGUAGAGAAAUGUUGUCAAUGGUGAAAUCCCAUUUGGGCUCAAACCCAUAAGACUAAAAGCUAAACAGUACAAAUAUUGAUGUGUCCUCUGCUUAUGCAUCAGGUUAUAUGUUAAGACCCAGCUUUCGUAAUAUCAAUGUCAACUGCACAAAACAUAAAUGUAUGGAAUGUUAAUAAAUUCAAAAGACAUGUACACAAUGGUGAGAAAUAAAACAAAUAUUGUAAUGAAAUUAAAUAA